Molecule: messenger RNA, 1650 nt
Organism: Sarcophilus harrisii (Tasmanian devil)
Lineage: Eukaryota; Metazoa; Chordata; Mammalia; Dasyuromorphia; Dasyuridae
Product: zinc finger protein 69 homolog
Exons: 4
Coding region: 1159-1497 (112 amino acids)
Biological process (GO): regulation of DNA-templated transcription
Source: RefSeq, a predicted model, not a curated record
CACACUGGCCUGUCUGGCCUCCCGGACCCUGCUCCCCAAACCUCCUGCUUCCUCGGCCCCUCCUCUCUUUGAGCCCAGACCGGAUUUGGUCUCCCAGGCUCUGGCUUCCCCUGAGCUGGCCCUGGGGGCUCCAUUCCAGAGCCCUUCCCUUCUCCACCUUUUCCCUCCCUCCUACACAAAGCAGUCAGUCUAUUGGCUGGAAUGAUAAUGUGUGGGUUAGUUCUGUGGGAGGGAGGCUGAGGACCAGGAGGGGAGCUCUGACUCAGGAGCCUUGGAGGCUACUGGUCUCCUCCCCUCCGGACUCCCUCAGGCCCCUGUAGCUCUGGGCUCUCUGGAGAAGGAUGGGGAGAGGAGGGAGGAGAAGAGGAGUAAAAGAUGGAGGGGAGCAGCCUUCCUCUGCAGACCUCAUACUUUCCAAUCCUGACCCUCCUGCAUUGAUUUUUUAUCCCCCCCCCUUAGGCAAUUGGGGUUAAGUGACUUUCCCAGGGUCACACAGCCAGGGUUAAGGUGUUAAUUUGGACUCGGGGCCUCCUGAAUUCCGGCUGGUGUCUACCCACUGCCACCCCUAGUGCCCCCUCCUGCACUGGUGCAGUCUCUCCCCUGAGGACAAGACCAGGGCCUUGUAACUCCUGGAGGACCUCAGCUCCAUGAAUCCCCAUAGGCUUUUCUCCUGCUUAGAAAGGAGGGGAAAGUCCUCUCCUCCUCUGGGAUGUUUCUCCCUCUCCAGCUUCUUGUGAGCAAGGACUGGCCCAGGCAGGGAUUGGGUCAAAGACAGACGCCCAAAGUGGGGUGAAAUUAACACAGUUUUACUGUCAGGGCCCCAAAGACCAGUCUCCCAGGCUGUGCACACCACGGCAAUCGGCCUGGGACCAGGAUGAGGGAAAGCUGGGCUUUUCUAUGCAAAGGUAAAGAAGGGAGGGGCUCUCCUGGAGCUCCUGGCCUUCUCUUGGUUUUCAGUGAGGCUUAGAAUUAAAUCCCCCAAGGUUAGGUGUGACCUCUGCUUGUGAGAGCAUUGGCUAUUGUCACUUCUGUGGGUCCUUCAAGGGUGGGAGCAACAGGACCCUGAGAUUAAGACCAGGGACCAGAGGGAGGAACUUGGCAAAAUGGAGUCACUUUGGUUGCUUUGCUACCUCCACAGGGAGCCAGGAGUCAGAGGCAAUGGGCCCUGGGAGCCUGGGACCUCAUCCUCAGGAGAUGGUGACGUUCAAGGAUGUGGCUGUGGAUUUCAGUAAGGAGGAGUGGGGACUCUUGGAACCCUCCCAGAAGGAGCUGUACAAGGAGGUCAUGGUGGAGAAUGCCAGGAACCUGCUAUCCCUGGGGCUUCCAGUUCUCAGAGAAGAGGUGACCUCUUAUUUUGAGCAAAGGGAAGCACUGUGGAUGCUGGACCAAGAAGGCUUGAGGAAAUGCUCUCCAGAGAUCAGACUCAGACUGAAGAAAAUUCCUGCAGAGCUAAGCUCAUUCUAUGUUCGAAACUCACAAGCAAAGACUCAUGUAUGAUGGUCCCUCUAACUUUACUUGAGAGAAAUCUGUGCAUCACAUGAGAGAAUCCAGAUUAAAGAGAGAGAUUGUGGAGGAAACCAAUGUGGAAAACGUUUUGUAAAAAGGAAACUCUCAUUGUACAUCAGAGAAUCCACACUGGAAGGAAGUCUU